Pteropus alecto (black flying fox) is the source of this 2843-nucleotide messenger RNA. RefSeq names its product RAB35, member RAS oncogene family (gene RAB35). Gene Ontology annotation, cellular component: endosome membrane; plasma membrane. The transcript has 6 exons. Gene Ontology annotation, biological process: endocytic recycling. NCBI's taxonomy places the organism in Eukaryota, Metazoa, Chordata, Mammalia, Chiroptera, Pteropodidae. The coding region runs from base 1 to 621 and encodes 206 amino acids. The record is from RefSeq and is a predicted model, not a curated record. Gene Ontology annotation, molecular function: GTP binding; GTPase activity.
AUGUUCACCAAGAAGACACUGGGCAGGAAGGCCCGCGCCGGGGGGACUCUGACAGGGCGCACGCGUGGUGUGGGCAAGAGCAGUUUACUCUUACGUUUUGCGGACAACACUUUCUCAGGCAGUUACAUCACCACGAUCGGAGUGGAUUUCAAGAUCCGGACUGUGGAGAUCAAUGGAGAGAAAGUGAAGCUGCAGAUCUGGGACACGGCUGGGCAGGAGCGCUUCCGCACCAUCACCUCCACGUAUUACCGGGGGACCCAUGGGGUCAUCGUGGUUUAUGACGUGACCAGUGCCGAAUCCUUUGUCAACGUCAAGCGGUGGCUUCAUGAAAUCAACCAGAACUGUGAUGAUGUGUGCCGAAUAUUAGUGGGGAAUAAGAAUGAUGACCCCGAGCGGAAGGUGGUGGAGACAGAAGAUGCCUACAAAUUUGCUGCACAGAUGGGCAUCCAGUUGUUUGAGACCAGUGCCAAGGAGAAUGUCAACGUGGAAGAGAUGUUCAACUGCAUCACAGAGCUGGUCCUCCGAGCAAAGAAAGACAACUUAGCAAAACAGCAGCAGCAGCAACAGAACGAUGUGGUGAAGCUCACGAGGAACAGUAAAAGAAAGAAACGCUGCUGCUAAUGCCUCGCUCAGCCCCCUGCAGAGACUGCACUGCGGCCACUCCCCCAGCCCGAGGCCCGCGGGGCUCCUCGGGGGACAGUCUCAGUUUUGUGCCGUUAUUUAAAGAAUUCUCUCCACGUUUUUGUAUCUGGAGGCGCCAUCGGCACUUCCUUCCCUCCCCCUCGAGUACUAAGAAGGUGUUGGACAACUUGCCCUUCCCUUCUGGUGCCCCUGCCCCUUGGCCAAGGCGCCUGGGCCCAGCAAGGACGCUGCCAGCCGAGCGGACUGAUUAACCAAGAGUUUGUACAUAAUGUAUAUUGCUUUAACCAACAUGUCACCCUUGACCUGCUCUGGCUUUGCCUCCCUAAUGCCAGCCUGCUGCAACAGACCCUCCCGCCCCAUCCCAUCUUACCGCCAGCAGCUUCCUGAGGAGACGAGAUCACGUUCUAGCCACGUCUUUUGCCAACCUGGGCUGGUGGAGUGGGCUCCAUGUUACCUGUUGUCUGCUGCAAGCCGUCGUCGACUUGUCUUUGGGUCUCACCCAUCUCUAGGGCCUGUGCCACCUCCGUUCCCAGCCCAGCUCUCUUCCUUCCCCAUCCCCUGCCUCUAACCGUUCUGGCAGCUGGGGAAGCCUGGCCUUGAGGUAGGCCUGGGGUUCCCAUUAGAGGCCUGGCCUCGGCUGGCCCAGCCCUUUGGUUCUGCAGGAGCCACUCCUGCCCUUUGGCCAACAGAUUCUUGUCCUGCCUUCUAGAUGCCUCUGAGCUACAAACCUAGAGGGCUGUAGCUUCUAUUUAUACCAACCUGUUUCAGUUCCAACAGUAAGGCAGGGUGUGUUCAUGCAGGGAUGGGGCUUAGGAGCAUUAUUUUAACAGAUAAAAUGAAGCCAAAUCAAAUGAAUUAAGUUCCUCACACAUUUUUCUCUUCCUGAGGUUUGGUUGGCACAGCAGCAAAAGCUGUGGCCUCCGCACUUUGGGGCCAGUGUUUUUAGAAAAAGUGAAUGGCUUCCUGUCAUUGUGGGGCUGGGCUCUUGGCAAAUCAGCUCUGUCUUCCUGGACGUUUCUUGGGAAAGGAGAGGGGGCCUCCCAACCUUAUCUGUGUUGGCCGAGGCCUCCCACUGAGUUCCUGGGUCUUUGAUGCAGCACCGGGCGCCUUCGACUGUGGGGAGUGGGUGCCAGGGGCUGCUGGACUAUGGCGACAGUGCCUCUGAGCUGGAAGGCAGGCAGCCUGGGAUCACUGACAACUGUUUUAGUACAGAGAUAGCACGAGGAUUUCUUAGGUGGGAAGGAAUGGCAGCUGGGGCUGGGAGCCAGCCAGCUUUGACCCACCCUGGUCCCUUGGAGGAAAAACCAGGGUUAUCUGCACUUGAUUACUGUCCCCUUCCCUCCCCCUUAGGACACUUCAUUCACCUUUCCCCUAAAAGGAUCACGUAACCUGGGAAUAAUUUAUUUCAACACCAUGAUGCGUUUUAUUAGAUUUCCUUUCCUAGGCGAUUACCAGGCGAAGCCCUGAUUGGACAAUCACAUCACAGAUCACACUGCAGAUUUUCCACAUUAACACUGUUGAUGGGUUUUUAAUCAAUCAAAACGGGGGGUUUCUUCUGACCUGUUUCUCCACUUCCCCAAACUGCCAAAACACCGUGGUUCCAUGUGACAGGCCUUCACGUUGGAACGUGGGAUGAGGCGGGGGAGUUCUGUGGGCCUGAGAAGGCGGUGCUGUGGAGGGUGGCUGCAGGGCCGACCAGCAGGCAGCCUUGUCUGGUUGCGGGGCCAGGAGCAAAAGCAGGGUCUCUGUCCUUAGACUGUCCUGGCUGACCAUGGAUCCUGUGCAGACGCACAGAGCUCUGGGCUCCUGGAGUGGGCAGCACACUCCACUUUAAGCAUUAAGGUGACACCAGUGUGGCAGUGCUUGCAAAUUCAAGCAAUAAGAGGAGGGGGUCCUGGAAACUUCUAGCCCGGGCUAGAAACCAUCAUGGUUCUGGCACCUGGAUGUCCAGACCCAGGUGGUGGGGUAAUUUUGGUGAUGACAGUGUGCCUGUCCCGCUGAGUGUUAAGUAUGCAUGAAUGGGGGGGUGGGGGCAGGGGUGUCAUAGGGCUGGACCGAUGUGUCCUGGUGGACCUGAUGUGAAAUUUCUGUCAAACAACAAAACAUUUAAAUGGUUUGCUAGGAUUAUUUCUGUAUUGAAAGUUUCUAAUUAUGCUUUUUAAAAAAAGUACUAAAAAUAAAGGUUCAAGCUGCCAAAUUUU